CACAGACAGAAGAAACCAACAGCACACAGAAGAGAGUGCCCAGCAUUAAGAUGCCUGUCAGAACACCAUCAGCCACAAUCAUACCUGAAUCUCAGAAGCCAGGAAGAAAAACAAAACCUGGACUUGCUCCUGUUGAAAAAAAUCCAGUCUAUGAUCCAAAUAUUCCAGAGCCCACAAGCAGAGCUGAGCUCCUGAAAUAUUGGAUCAAUCUCUCUCUGGAUGAAAGGACUGCCCAGAAGUUGCUAUGGAUUUCAGAGGGUGGUGCCAAGGUGUCCCGCCUGACUGAGGAAGUUUGUCCCUACCUGGACAGACCAGAGAGAUAUGACCACUCACCACAGGUGCUCUGCAAGGAGGGUUUAUGGGGUACAAGAGGAUACUGGGAGGUGGAGUUUUCAGGUUGGGUUGUCAUUGGAGCCACAUAUGAAGGAGCAGGAAGAAAGGCCCAUGAUGGGCCCUGUGGCCUUGGAGAGAAUGAUGAAUCCUGGGCUUUGGGUUGGGCAGGAUCCUGCUAUCAUGUUUGGCACAAAGGGGAGAAUGUUGAAAUCCUGGGGGUCCCCUACUCUGCCACUCUUGGGGUGUACCUGGACCAGCCAGCUGGUAUCAUAAACUUCUAUGUGGUGGAGAGCAAGCAGGAAGGAGAGGAGGGUACAGGGAAGAAAGAGGUUAAGCCCCUUUACAAGUUUCAGGCUCCAAUAAAGGAACGGAUUCUGCCAGGUUUCUGGGUCGGGAGAAUGUCUUCCUGCCUGAUACUUAAGAAAGAGGAGUGAGGGGAGAAGAAGUGAAAAAAAAAUAGGAGAAGGGGAAAGGAAACAUUGAGGGCAAGGGUGGGUUACAAUAGAAUAGAAUUUUUAUAUGUAAGGGAAGGGGAAAGGAGGAACAUUUAAAAAUAACUGAGAAUAAAGGAUCGAAGAAAAUAGAAGGCAAGGGAGGAAAGCGAACAAAAUUAACCAAUUGCCAAUAGCAGUAUUAUUGUGUUAUCAAAUGUAUUGUCAGUGGAUGACUCAAUGCACAAUUACAUAUGCACUCAGAAAGAGUUUUACAUUACUCUGCUAUUACACAGAGAUCUGUUGGGUUUUAAAUAAAGAAUUAUAGUGGUCAUUCCAUUCCAAGUAACUGUCAAAAUCUAACAAGCUUCAUAGCCACUUUAGACUGGAAUUGUCCUCUAACUGUGUGGUGGAAGAUUGGGUGUAAUUUGCUGUUCUACUACAUAAGGGUGCCCACAUCUGCAUGUUCAUAGGGUUCCAUGCUGGUUCAGACUGUUAAAUGAAUGGCAGAUGAAUAAUUCUGUCCAGUACAGCAAAUCUGUAUGUAUGAUUGUUAAUUAGGGCAAACUAAAAAUGCCAAUUCAUGCUAUAAUAAUUUCCUUGUGUAGAACUAAAACAACAACAACAAUAAUAAUAACAAUAUAUGUUGUUGUAAUAAUUUAU
Megalops cyprinoides (Indo-Pacific tarpon) is the source of this 1427-nucleotide messenger RNA. Its product is annotated as stonustoxin subunit beta-like. Gene Ontology annotation, molecular function: protein binding. NCBI's taxonomy places the organism in Eukaryota, Metazoa, Chordata, Actinopteri, Elopiformes, Megalopidae. The record is from RefSeq and is a predicted model, not a curated record. The transcript is spliced from 5 exons. The coding region runs from base 51 to 767 and encodes 238 amino acids.